Messenger RNA from Eriocheir sinensis (Chinese mitten crab), 2769 nucleotides. RefSeq lists its product as uncharacterized. The transcript is spliced from 3 exons. NCBI's taxonomy places the organism in Eukaryota, Metazoa, Arthropoda, Malacostraca, Decapoda, Varunidae. The coding region runs from base 82 to 2724 and encodes 880 amino acids. The record is from RefSeq and is a predicted model, not a curated record. Gene Ontology annotation, cellular component: membrane; neuron projection; synapse. Gene Ontology annotation, biological process: signal transduction; regulation of membrane potential; monoatomic ion transmembrane transport. Gene Ontology annotation, molecular function: neurotransmitter receptor activity; transmembrane signaling receptor activity; extracellular ligand-gated monoatomic ion channel activity.
CCAGAUAAGGCGUUCGGAAGAGACUGGAAAACACAACACCCGGAUAAAACAUUCAAAGGAAGUAACAUUGAAAAGAAGAGGAUGUUUAAGGGCGUUCAUGAAGAAACAGGUGGCUUUAGAGGUCUGAUGUGCCGUGUUCCCUUUCUCCUGCUCCUCCUGAUGGUGCUUCACGAGGGAGGGAGAGUAAGAGGCGUGCAGGUGAUGGAGUUUCAGAAAGACGGAGUGGCUUCUUGGUGGACAGUGGCUGUGUACAAGAUGAAGCUCGAUCGACACAGAAAGAUGGACUCUGUUACUCUGUGUGGCCGCUUCAAGCUCUUCUUCCUUCGCGCCAGAGGGACGUUUUUUCACUUACAGGAUCUGCCAUCCAACCUGGACUCCCAGCUAAAGGGCGAGUUGUGGCUGGACCGAGUGCGGCUCGUCAUCGCCCACCGGUGGAACUUCCAACCGCUGGAAAAUAAACUUAGAACGUACAGAUGGUACCACAUUUGCUUCACGUACAACCACACUGAGCAUAAGUAUCAAACGUACAUCGACGGGAAGCUGGUGUACGAGAUGGCCUACAACGUUGGGCGGCCCAUCUACGGGGACAACGCACGACUGGGUCAAAGCGAUGGCCUCCUGAAGAGCUACAGUGGUGCCCUCUCUCAGGUGAACGUGUGGGACUACCCGUUGAGCCAAGACGUUGUGGAAGAGAUAGCGGCAUGUAGGGCGGAUCCACAGGGAAACUACAUCGCGUGGGAGGCUGGCUGGACGCUCAACAACAUCACGGACUAUGAUGUGCCUCUCUCCCACUUCUGCAACACCACGGAGGACGCCAUCUACUUCUGGUUUCCGAGCCGGUCCCGAGACUUUGCGUUCUACAUAUGUGAGGCGUUGGGAACACAUCUUCCGUUACCCACAACCAUGGAGGAGGUGAGCUUCUGGUUCAGGCUCUCUGCAAAAACCUGGCCUAAUGAAACUACCUAUUGUAAAGGAGAUUUCUGGACUCCGUUGACAGACAUUGAGGAAGACGGUAAAUGGAUGACUCACUACGAUAAUGCUCCAGGCCCCACCCCGGCCUGGAAGGAUGGAGAGCCAAAUGGUAUCUUUUACGAGAACUGCGCUAAGGUAGAGCGUAUCGGGGUUGCAGAUUUCGACUGCCUCACCAACUUUAAGUGCUCCGUCUGUGAAUUCCAGGAACGGCAGAUUUUCUCGUUCUUAGGAACGUGUGAGCCGGAACUUCGGAACAUCAACUUCAUCGCUUACCAGGAGGCGAUGGGACACUUGCUAUUCAAGGGUUACGGCGAGUACCACAUCCGCGUCGAAGGCAAAGAGUGGGUGUGGGUGAACAUCGUACAGAACAAGACUAUCGCCAGGAUGGACCUAGACGCUCCCAUGGGAAUGCCGAUGGGGCGUCGGGUUUGGCAUCUUGAGUCCAAAGUGUGCGACCAAACGGAGGGACGACGAACCCUCCUACUCACGCCCUGCCACGACAACAGCUACACCUGCGACGACGCCACCUGCAUCCCCCUCGAAAACAGGUGCGACUUCAAGUACGACUGUCUGGACCACAGCGACGAGAUGAACUGUGAACUGAUCAGUAAACCAAGCAACUACAAGCAGGAUCUUCCCCCGAGACCGAGCAGCAAACACGACUCCGAGAGCUUACCGGUGGCUCUCGAAAUCAUCAUCGACACGACGACCAUUGAGACAACGAGGAUGACGAUGAAGUUAACGUACGAGUUGAGGAUGAAGUGGUACGACACCCGCCUCACCUUCCUCAACCUGAAGAGUAACGACAGCCUCAACAAAGUGACCCACAGCAGUAUGGUGACGCUCUGGACGCCAGUCAUCGGAUUCAUCAACACGGAGAGUCACCAACACACAGAGGUCGACUUAGAAGCAUCUCUUCACCUUCAGCAGCUCAGUCCCUCCACCCAGCGGGAUGGGGGAGCCCCAGGGGAGGUGGUGCUGUAUCCAGGUGAGGAUAACCAACUCGUGCUCUCCCGAAAAUAUAAUCACAUGUUCGUGUGUGACUUCAACCUGUUGUUGUACCCGUUUGAUUCUCAACAUUGCGACAUGCAAUUACGAAUGCUCUCUGCCUCAAGCAACUACCUCGUGUUCAAUGACGCGGAGACCUCAGCCGUGUACACCGGUAGUAAGCUCUUGUUGGAGUACCACAUAGGACAACCUUCAUUGCUCUACGACAACAGCGGAGAGUUCAGUGAGGCAAGGGUGCGUAUUCCACUGAUCCGAAGGGCAGGUUACGCCAUCCUCAACAUCUACACGCCCUCCCUUAUUCUGUUAGUGAUCAGCUACGUCAGUCUCUUCUUUAGGCCUCACAUUUUCGAAGUGCGUGUCAUGACGACCCUCACGUCUCUCCUCGUCAUGGCAACGCUUUUCACGCAAGUGUCCUCGUCGCUCCCUAAAACGUCUUACUUCAAAAUGGUGGACGUGUGGUUGCUCUUCUGCAUCGUUAUAAGUUUCCUAAUCAUUAUCUUUCACACCAUCAUCGACAAUUCGCUCGAUGACUCUAUCCCUGGAGUGGUGUCCUCGCCACUGCCUGUGCUGACGAAGGUGAAGCCCUUUACUGAGUCUCCUCCAGCUGCCUCAUCGCCUCUGCCCUUAAGGAACUACAAGAAGGUUAACACCAGCACGCAGGGCUUCAUCCUCAUCGCUAGGUACACCAUCCUGGUUCUCUUUGCCUUGUUCAACCUCAUCUACUGGAGUUAUAUUUUUGGUUAGCUUAGAGAUUGCGAUAAGUCAUUAGUCCGCAUGGUCGGCCGUCCU